Molecule: messenger RNA, 2452 nt
Organism: Macrosteles quadrilineatus (aster leafhopper)
Lineage: Eukaryota; Metazoa; Arthropoda; Insecta; Hemiptera; Cicadellidae
Product: homeobox protein SIX4-like
Exons: 2
Coding region: 26-874 (282 amino acids)
Biological process (GO): regulation of transcription by RNA polymerase II
Cellular component (GO): transcription regulator complex; nucleus
Molecular function (GO): RNA polymerase II cis-regulatory region sequence-specific DNA binding; DNA-binding transcription factor activity, RNA polymerase II-specific
Source: RefSeq, a predicted model, not a curated record
UUAUGGGAAGGAAUACCCAGAGGUAAUGUCGUCUCCGCAAAACACCACCCUGUCCCCAGGCAGUUACUCCUCGGACCUCAGCGAAGGAUCCAUCAGCUCCCCAGCUGUCCUGCAGGACAUGACCGAGUACCUGGGGCCCAAGCGACCACUCCCGGGGUUCUCCGCGGAGCAAAUCAGCUGUCUGUGCGAAGCCCUCAUACAAUCAGGUGAUGUAGAGAAACUCGCGAGGUUCCUUUGGUUGUUACCGCCAAAUCAACUCAUGCGAGGGGAGGAGUCGGUGCUGAGAGCGCGAGCGAUCGUCGCCUACCACCGGGGAGUCUACCACGAACUCUACGCUAUCCUGGAGAGCCACAACUUCGACCCGAGGCAUCACCCGCAGCUGCAGCAGAUGUGGUUCAAGGCGCACUACAAGGAGGCGGAGAACAUCCGAGGACGGAGUCUAGGAGCUGUGGACAAGUACAGACUGAGGAAGAAAUACCCGCUACCGAAGACCAUCUGGGACGGUGAGGAGACGGUGUAUUGUUUCAAGGAGAAGAGCCGCAACGCACUCAAGGAGUGUUAUGAGAGGAACCGAUAUCCUACUCCGGACGAGAAGAAGUGUUUGGCGACGACGACUGGGCUCACUAUGACGCAGGUCAGCAACUGGUUCAAGAACAGGAGACAGAGGGACAGGACGCCGCAGCAACGCAACGAGUUGGUGAUCUCUAGCGACGCCACGUGCCUACUAAGCCCGUCGUCCGGCGGUCUCCUAGACCUCAUGUACAAGGACGGGGUCAAGAGCGAGGGGGGCGUGCACCCUAGCUUCCAUCACAUGGUAGCCCAGGCGUCGUACCAUGGAUACGAGCAGUUUCUUACCUCAAGCCAGCACACGUGAGUAGGAGAGUCUACGAGUGUGAACCUCGGCUUGUGGGAGCAUCUCUGAGUGUGAACCUGAACUUUGGGAGCAUCUCUGAGUGUAAACCUCAACUUUGGGAGCAUCUGUGAGUGUGAACCUGAACUUUGGGAGCAUCUUUGAGUGUAAACCUCAACUUUGGGAGCAUCUGUGAUUGUAAAACUGAACUUUGCGAGCAUCUAUGAGUGUAAACCUGAACUGUGGGGGCCUCUUCGAGUGUGAACAUUGACAUAAUAGACUUCUGAGGUUAAAACCAUGUUAUGUAGUAAUUUAUGAAUAAAGACGUGACUAAUAGGGAACAUUUUAGCCCGGGAUUGUUUUUUACAUUAAAAGACGUCAUUAUCAUUUUAAUAAAAUCAAUUAAAGAUUGGCGGGAUUUGAACCCGGGAUAUCGAAAACCAAAUUCGCACCCUCUACCACUAGACUAGCUCGCUCCCCUGAUCAGGAACAUAUUGGGAAGAAAAAAAUACAAAAUAACUUAUUCCACACUACUUAAUUUUUAGAAUUUUUUCUAAGAUUGAAACUUGUAAUGUUGAUUGAUAUUUUUUUACUUAAAUAGCCUACCGUAUUAAUUUGUAAUUUUACCUUCGGUUUAAACAUAUAGUUCUCAUACCAAAUGUUUAAAUCUAAAUUUUACAAACUGUUCUGAUUCAAUACAUUCAACGAUAGAUUAAACAUACUCUUCAACAAUUCUAUUUGUGGAAAAAUUUUGUUGGUAAUGACAAAAUCAUUUCAGGUUUAUUAGAUUAGUGUGAUACGUAAGACAGUUGACGAUAUUCAAGUUCAACGUUUAGUUGAGUAAAUAAGAUGUAUUCCCAAAAACCAUGUAAUUAUUAUAAUGUACAUAUUUUGUAUAACAAAUUAGAUGACCAGUUACCUUAUGAGAUUAACAAAAGCAUCAUCUAAGUCUAACCAAUAUUUGUACAUUUGUAAAUAUUUGUAAUAGUAGAAACCUUGUGAAAGCUAUUUGAUCGCAAACUGGUACCAAAAUUAAAUAUUUUCAACAAAACAUAGAACUAUUGUGAGGAAUUGAAUUGAUUUUUGCAGUGAUGAGUGUAUGACGACAAAUUUAAACCCUAAAGUUGUUUGGUCAAACACAAAGCUAUACAUUUAAAGCACGUACAAAUACUUAAAAUUGUUCAUUAAAUUAUUUGUUAAAAUAAAUCAUAUUUGCUUUUACCUAUCAAUAAACUGGAAUUAUUAGUAGAAUUUCCAAUAUCACAAGUAAAUGAUCAUUUAGCUUCUAAGACUGUACCAUAUAACUGUAAAUAUUAAAUGUACCAAAGAAAUAACUUUAAGUCCAUAGUUUUAAUUAGUGUAUAGAAUAGAAUUUUGAUUGUUAAAUCAUAGUCCCUCCACGAUUAGUCAAUUCAUAUUUUUAAAUAUAAAAAUGCAUUCAUGCAAUUGUCAAGAUUGUAUAUUACUUGUAUACUUUUAAAUUUUAUAUCAUUGGAACUUUUUGCCCGUCCACUAAAUCUUUGAGUAGAUUUUAAAUUUAAAUUUGUAUCUGAAGAAUACUCAAAUCAUAGCCAAUGUAAGAAAUACUCGUCUGAAAUAAAG